GAUAAUGGAAGAGUUUCUCGCUUUUAAAGACACACAAACAAACUUAAAGGAGGCGAUCCUGGUGGAUUACUAUGUAUCUGGACUCUGUUGGGGAAAAGAGAAAAAAUUUAGCUCACUGCAGUUGACUGGAUUCAUUGGGCUGUUACAUUUCCUCAUGGAGAAUAUUGAAACCAAACACUUACCUCUUGAAGAGAAUAUAAGAGAGCUGGCAAGUGCCAUGACUGGAAUAGGACACAGCCUACUUGAGACCAAGGGGAAGCUAUCUUUCUUCAGUGUUGAAGAAGCUAAAGAUAUCAUUGACUACCUUAAAAUGAGUUUAUUUCAGCAUUAUAAGCUAUAUGAGUGCAUGUUCACACUUCCAAGAGAUCAAAAAGUUGUAGGAGCAGAGGUAGUAGUAGAGAUUGCCAAGCCUGCAGAAACCCCAUUUCCAGCACCACUUGAGGAAGGAGUACCUUAUGAAAUGUAUGCACAAUUUCUAGCUCUGCCGAUACCAGAAGAAGAAACUAUAAAGGCGGAGCAGGAUUUGGGUAUUGCCCUACUUGUUAGUGUGGAGUACCUAUGA
Nanorana parkeri is the source of this 562-nucleotide messenger RNA. It is a transcript of the gene CABCOCO1, whose product is annotated as chromosome unknown C10orf107 homolog. Lineage: Eukaryota; Metazoa; Chordata; Amphibia; Anura; Dicroglossidae. The coding region runs from base 5 to 562 and encodes 185 amino acids. The record is from RefSeq and is a predicted model, not a curated record. The transcript has 5 exons.